CGGGGAUGGAGGGAGCCGGAGAAGAGGAGUGAGGAGGCCUGGAGGCUGGCCUGUUGCCCUCCUGGAGGCCGGCAGCCUGCUGGCAGUGGAGGAGCAGGCCGCCCAGCAAGGGGGAAGGGGUCAGGAGGUCGAGCCCGGGCCCUAGCAGGCCCAGACAAGGCCAGGAAGGGGGCAGCAGGCGCUGGCAGUGCAGGGCUCAGGCGUGGCUCGGCGGGCCCUAGAGGGGGGCCUAGGCCAGGCCUCUGGAGGGAAACUGAGUCAGGGCCAGGCCAGAGGGCGCGGCCUAGACGCCUCGGAGCCAAGUUAGGAGGAGGGGGCGAAGACCCUCGGGGGUCUCAGAGACUAAGGGGAGUAGGGGGCUUCAGGGUUUCCCCUUCAGAGCCGGAUUGGCGAGUUCAACGCUUGUAGAUCCAGAGUUGGAUUGGGGUGGGGGUUCUGGGACGCUGGCUCGCUAGGCAAGGAUUGGGGGGAUGUAAGUGCUUAGAGAUCGAAGUCAGGUCUUGGGUAGGGGGACUUAGACAAUUGGAAAGCCUAGGUGGUUAUUUGGGGAGGGGUCUUCGCGCCUGGGCGCAGCCUCGGCCCAGGCAGAGCGGCCGUUUGGCUUGAGGCGUGCGGCCUGGUCAGGAGAGGCUGUGGGGAAGGGUGGGCCGUGCAGGCCAGGCCCCGAGAAAGUGAAUCCGUCCAGCUUCCAAGUGGGUGGGGGGCCCCUGCCAGGGGGGUCCCCAAGGGGGUGCGAUGGCCACCAGGCGUUUAACCGACGCUUUCUUGUUGUUGCGGAAUAAUUCCAUCCAAACCCGGCAGCUGUUAGCCGAGCAAGUGAGUAGUCACACCGCCUGCAGCCCUCUGCAUUCACGUAGCGCCGCUGCGCUUGCCGAUGACCGCAUGGCACUGGUGUCAGGCCUUAGCUUAGACCCAGAAGCAGCCGUUGGCGUGACAAAACGGCUGCCCCCCAAGUGGGUGGAUGGAGUGGACGAAAUACAGUACGAUGUCAGCCGGAUUAAACAGAAGAUGAAAGAAUUAGCCAGCCUUCACGACAAGCACUUAAACAGACCCACCCUGGAUGACAGCAGCGAGGAUGAGCACGCCAUUGAAAUAACGGCCCAGGAGAUCACGCAGCUCUUCCACAGAUGCCAGCGGGCCGUGCAGGCCCUGCCGAGCCGGGCACGCCGGGGCUGCUCGGAGCAGGAGGGGCAGCUGCUUCGCAACGUGGUAGCCUCCCUAGCACAGGCUCUGCAGGAGCUGUCCACCAGCUUCCGGCACGCACAGUCGGGCUACCUCAAACGCAUGAAGAAUCGAGAGGAAAGAGCCCAGCAUUUUUUUGAUACGUCAGUACCUCUGAUGGAUGAUGGAGACGAUAAUACUCUUUAUGAUCGGGUUUUCACAGACGACCAGCUGGUGCUGGUGGAGCAGAACACGCUGAUGGUGGAGGAGCGGGAGCGGGAGAUCCGCCAGAUAGUCCAGUCCAUCUCGGACCUCAACGAGAUUUUUAGGGACUUAGGGGCGAUGAUCGUAGAACAGGGUACUGUCCUUGAUAGAAUCGACUAUAACGUUGAACAGUCCUGUAUCAAAACCGAAGAUGGCUUGAAACAGCUUCACAAGGCAGAGCAGUAUCAAAAGAAGAACCGCAAGAUGCUUGUCAUCCUGAUAUUAUUUGUCAUCAUCAUUGUCCUCACCGUGAUCCUUGUCGGCGUGAAGUCUCGGUAGGCGGCGUGCUCGUGGGUACCGCAUGUGUGGAUCGAUUGCCUGGUGUGAGCUGCCCGACCCGGGCCCGUGGCCACUGGUGGAGGCGUAGCAAGCCUGUCCGGGCAGGGAGCGUGUCUGUGGACUCUGUCACACGUGGGCUCAAGUGAGGGCAGCAGGCUUUCCUUUUUCCUUUGAUAACUGCUGUAAGGACGUUUGAUACUGCUGCAGGAUAGAGAUUGCAUUCUGUGACCAGUUAUGUGCAUUUUUUUUUUUUUUUUUUAAAGAGAAAAUGAAUUGAGAGUUUACAGGCCUGUGCAGAAGUUGGUAAAUGUUGUAUGUGUAUAGGCUAUUUUGUUAGCAGCUGUUGUCUGAGCAGCAUGGGAAAAUCAUUUUUGAAAAAUAAUUUUUUCUUAAACCAUCUGAUUUUUAAGAAAUUUGGUACCAAAAAAUUAUGAGUAGAGGCAAAAAUGCCUCUUUAUUUUUCUGUCUGUAUUUUCCAGUUGAAAACAAGCUGAGAAGUCCUUUAAGAAUUUAUAAUCCGUUCCCCAUUAACUUAAUUCAGCUUUUCCAUCACUGUUAAUGAUCAGAGUAACAAAGUGUGAAAAGCAAGAAGCCACCGUUGAUGUUAAUGAACACAUUUAGACGGGCCAGUUAAAACAGCUUUGUAAGUUUACAUUAAUUUUCAAUGGUGUGUUCCUCCUUUCAAAUUUUUACACUGCAUUUUUCUACUGUAAACCAAAGGGGGUUACUAAGGAAAACCACCCAAAUUUAAAAGUUGGUGAUUUGAGCUAAGCCUCACAUUAAGAGGGAGCUUGACAGUGUCAUAAAAGUCAGCAGACCCGGCCACUGUGUCCUGUGGCUGUCCCCUAGUGGUCCUCACACGAUCAAUUAUUUAUACACUAACUACAUAACGACCUGUUCAAACCGGACCCCAUUUAAUGAACUGUGAAUUUACACAGAGGCCGUUUUAAAUGGGCCACCCCAUUUAGGAUUAGUGGAUCUCAAAUUAUUAACCAAACAUUACUCCAUUUCAAAGUAAAAUAUUCCACCAGCACUUUGAUUUAUUGCCUCUUCCACGGCCUCUUAGCAGUGCCCAGAAAAUAGGCAUGCUUCCCAGGGCGUGAGGGUCUCGACUUGAAAAUCCCUCGUUCACGUGAGCUUGGGUCCGAUCAUCAAUACUUACUAUUCUCGAUACGGUGCUCUCAUAUGUUCCUGGAGCUGUAGGAUAGCACGGAGAGUGAUGAUAAUGUUGGGAGCUGAAAUUGUUCCUGUUUUAACUGGUCCUGAGGCUGGUGGUCGGAACCCACUACCUGCUCCAUGGGAGAAAGCUGGGGCAGUUCUGUUCUGUGCUGUAGGGUUGCUAUGAGUUAGAGUCGACUGGAGGGCAGUGGGUUCGGUUUUUUUAAGACAACGGUAUGGUUUUAAGGUCUUGGUGUAAUUUUUGAUGGCUUUCCAUUGUUUUUGCCUCUCUUAAAGAAGAGCAUGCCCUCAUUAAAUGUGUUAGGUUUCAUCUGGACCUGUCAGCGUAAGAUGUGCUCUAGAAUUGACUUUGAAGUUGUUUCCAGAAAUUUAAACUCAAGUCCAGAGUGUGGUAGUAUUCAAGUUGUCCAAACAGAUCAUGGGCUAAGCCUCCAGGCCCUGCCCCAGCCCCCU
Molecule: messenger RNA, 3336 nt
Organism: Trichechus manatus latirostris (Florida manatee)
Lineage: Eukaryota; Metazoa; Chordata; Mammalia; Sirenia; Trichechidae
Gene: STX16
Product: syntaxin 16
Exons: 8
Coding region: 736-1704 (322 amino acids)
Biological process (GO): vesicle fusion; intracellular protein transport; vesicle-mediated transport
Cellular component (GO): SNARE complex; membrane; endomembrane system
Molecular function (GO): SNAP receptor activity; SNARE binding
Source: RefSeq, a predicted model, not a curated record